GGUACCAGUAUUUUUACGCCCUCGCGGCCUUCGAGGGGCUGGAGCUGCUGACGCGGACGGACAGCAGCGAGGCGGUGGCCGCCGCGUACCACGAGGCCCUGGCCGCCAUCCAGCGCCGUGCGGCGGAGGGCGGCGCCGAGGGCUUCGAGGGGCGCCUCCGCAGGGCGAUCGCCGCGACGCUGUCGGAGCUCGGCCUCGACGCGGAGGCCAUGGGCCUGAAGUUCAAGGUGGUGGUCCGCCGCGCGCUGUGGGCGGACAGGCCCCUCAGGAACGACGCGCGCCUUCCGCGUCGCCUCUGAGCUCGAGGACGGGCUGUGGGCCUGGCGGCGGCUGGACGAAGCUCGCCGAGCGGCCAGCAGGUGCGGGAGCCCGCCGUGGGCCGCGGCGCGGGAGACCCGGACGGGCCGUGCGGGCGCUCGGCCAGGCUCCGGCGCGCCUACCUGCGGGUGGUGCUGGCGUCGCAGGGCUCCCGCGGGCCGCGGGCGUGCAGGCUGGCGGAGCUGGAGCGCAGGCAGCGGGCGCACCAGGAGCUCGCGGGGACGCUAGGCCCGCAUGCUGCGCGAGGAGCGCCGGCAGCGCGCGGAGGCCCGGGGCCUCCGAGAGCGAUGGGCGCUCGAGCGCCGCCAGGCGCGGCGGGUGCGCAGCGGCCUCCGCCUCGCGGCCGCCGCGGAGCGGGCCGAGCGCUCCAUCGCGCGCCUGCUGACCAGCUGGGCCCGCGCGCCAUCGCAGGAGAGCCCCACGUCUGCUGCCGCCGAGGCCACCGGCAGCAACGCCCGCGGUGUGGGCUGCAGUAGGGAGCGCGGUGAGUGCGCCCGACGCGCUCGAGGUCGGGCCGCGGACUCUGGCCCGUCCGUCGAGGCCGCCGCGGCGGCGCGCCGAGCAGAGGUGCCGGGCAGCAGCGGGGCGCGCGCGGCUGCCGCGCGCGGGCCCCUGGCGACUCGACGAGAUCGAGCUGCAGGCUCUUCCUCACCUCUCUCAG
Messenger RNA from Prorocentrum cordatum, 979 nucleotides. The record is from the annotation of a GenBank genome assembly. Lineage: Eukaryota; Dinophyceae; Prorocentrales; Prorocentraceae.